Pollicipes pollicipes is the source of this 1416-nucleotide messenger RNA. RefSeq names its product transcription intermediary factor 1-beta. The record is from RefSeq and is a predicted model, not a curated record. NCBI's taxonomy places the organism in Eukaryota, Metazoa, Arthropoda, Thecostraca, Pollicipedomorpha, Pollicipedidae. Bases 91 to 1416 code for a protein of 441 amino acids. Gene Ontology annotation, biological process: innate immune response; positive regulation of type I interferon-mediated signaling pathway. The transcript has 10 exons. Gene Ontology annotation, cellular component: nucleoplasm. Gene Ontology annotation, molecular function: ubiquitin protein ligase activity; zinc ion binding.
GACGCGCCAGGAAAGGUUGAAGCAGGUUGUGGCGGCGGAAAAGGGUUGGUGGUUGGCCGGUACAGUACAGCCACCCAGCCUCCAGUGGCAAUGUCUGAGGGGAGUGGCCAGGCAGGUGGGGCAGUGGCAACAGCAGCCGCACACCCUGGCCCCACCUCCGGCACGGCCGUCGACCCAGACCCGGAGGUGGUGGUGGAGGAGGAGGCGACGCUGGCUGCCAGCCGUGCCCGUGGCUUCCUCAGCUGUGCCCGCUGUGGCCAGUACCUGGAGUACGGCGGCCUGGCGCCGCGCCUGCUGCCCGCCUGCCUGCACACUGUCUGUCAGCUGUGUGCUGGUGAGAGUGGCUCAGGGGGAGAGGUGCAGUGCGCCCUCUGCCAGACCACGUCGCCCUCGGUGGCGGACCACCCGCUGCUGGAGGAGCUGCUGCGCGACACGCACGCGCGGCAGCAGGCGGCCGGCUGCGGGCAGUGCUCAGAGCGGGGCGUCAGCGCCAGCGUCGUCGCCGGCUCGUGCCUUGACUGCCAGACCGACCUCUGCCAGAACUGCAUUGAUGCGCACAAGAUCACGAAGGCCACGUGGGACCACAAGGUGAAGCUGCUGCCGGACGCCAAGCAGGAGGACCGAUGCCCUGAGCAUGACAAGGCGUUCGACUACUACUGCGACGGGUGCGAGGUGCUGGCGUGCGGCGAGUGCAUCCUGUCGGCCCACCGGUCGCACGCCUCCUCCACGCUGGCGGACAAGGCGGCCCAGGUGCGCGCCGCCCUGCGCUCCUGCCUGGACGGCAUGAGCGGGGUCAAGAUGAAUGUCUCUGUGGAAAUCGCCAAACUGAAGUCUCAGAUGCUGGAAUGCGCCGAUGAGAAGCGGAAGAGCACAGCCAGCGUUCGUGCGGAGUAUGAACGGUACCAGACGCUGGUGCGCGCCUUCUUCUUGCGUCAGGUGGAGACGGGCCGCCAGAGACACGACGAUUUCGGCCGUGAGCUGGAGGGGCAGCUGGCGGCCGCUUCGCUGGUGCAGGCGCGCACCGCCCAUUGUGCCAACCUGGUGGGCCACCUGCUGGACAGCCGCCGACCGACCACCAGCGUCCACUACAGCAGGCACGUGACGGCGCUGGCCAAGCGGCUGGCGUCGGUAGACUUAAAGCAGCCGGACCUCUUGCCACCCGAGCUCACCAUGCGUCGCGUCUUCGGCAUAGACCGCGUCGGCGACCUCAUGACGGUGCUGCUGUACGACCGCGGCACGUGUCUGCAGCCGGAGACGAAGCGUGCCAUAUGCCGCGCCUUCCUGGCGGCCUCGCGCCAGGUGAUUGGCUGCCAUCAGCGCGCCAACACUGAGUUCGCCAUGACCUACAUGAAGCUGAUGUUCCGCAGCAUGGCGCGACUGUCGCACGUCUCGGCCGAGCUGCGCGGCCUGCACUGA